Molecule: messenger RNA, 1909 nt
Organism: Chrysoperla carnea
Lineage: Eukaryota; Metazoa; Arthropoda; Insecta; Neuroptera; Chrysopidae
Gene: NaPi-III
Product: sodium-dependent phosphate transporter 1
Exons: 7
Coding region: 62-1906 (614 amino acids)
Biological process (GO): phosphate ion transmembrane transport
Cellular component (GO): membrane
Molecular function (GO): phosphate transmembrane transporter activity
Source: RefSeq, a predicted model, not a curated record
AUAACAACCAUAUACACAUUUUACAAUAUCAAAUAAAAAUCAUAUUUUAGAAGUAACAAAUAUGAUAUCACCAUCUAUAGAACCCUAUAGUCCAAAUUUAAUAUGGCUUGUUGUUGUUGGUUAUAUCAUCGCAUUUAUACUAGCAUUUGGUAUUGGAGCUAACGAUUGUGCAAAUUCAUUUGGAACGAGUGUUGGUGCAAAAGUACUAACAAUAAAACAAGCAUGUAUAUUAGCAACAAUAUUUGAAAUCGCGGGCGCUUCAUUAAUUGGUUAUACUGUGUCAGAUACAAUACGAAAAGGUAUAUUAGAUCUUAGUCAAUAUAAAAAUCAAGAAUUAGAUUUAAUGCUUGGUUGCAUAUCAGCUUUAAGUGCAAGUGCGGUAUGGCUUAUACUUGCAACCUUUUUAAAUAUGCCCAUAUCUGGUACACACAGUAUUGUUGGCGCAACAGUUGGUUUUAGUUUAGCUGUAAAAGGUCUAAAUGGAAUACAAUGGAUUCAAAUACUUAAAAUAGGAUCAUCAUGGUUUAUUUCACCAGUUUUAAGUGGUUUAAUUUCAUCGUUAAUUUAUUUAUUUAUUUAUUAUGCAAUUUUAAUACGAAAAAAUCCAACUGAAGCUGGUUUAUUAUGUUUACCAUUUUUUUAUGGUUUUACUGCAAUUGUAAAUAUCUUUUCCAUUGUUCAUAAUGGACCACGUUUAUUAUAUAUGGAUAACUUACCGUUUUGGUUAGCUGUUGUAAUUAGUUUGUCAGCGGGCUUUGUAAUUAUGGCAUUAGUUCAAUUAUUUCUUGUACCAUGGCAAAGGAAAGUUAUGAAAAAGCGAAGAGCAUCAGCACAAGUCAAUUUUUCAAUUGGUGAAUCAGCAGAUCCAACACCUAAUGCAAGUCCAUCCAAAAUGAACAAUCGUUUAUCACAAUUAAGUAACGAUGAUAAACAAUUAUCAGUGAUAAGUGAAUGUGCAGAAAUGUUACCAUUAAGUCCAAAUGAAACUACUACAAAAAAUAUCAAAUAUACAUUUUGUGAAAAUAGUGUGACACCAUCAAAAUGUGUUAAAUGUAAUCAAGAUCAAUUAUACUGUAAAUGUAAAGAAACUAGUAAUAAUAUUGUACCAAAAACUCAACAAAAUUUAGAAAAUAAUAAAAAAAAGGAUUCAACCACGGCUCAAAAACAUAUAAAAUUACUUGAAAAUGAGACGACAACAUUAAUGACACCAAAUACUAGUACAAUGUUAUUAAUAUCGGAUAAAAAGACGUCGGCAUCAUCGGCAACAUUACAAAAUGAUAAUCAAAUAUUAGAUAGUUCACAUGCGAAUGGAAAUCAUAAUACACAACCGAAUCAUCCAUUUGAAGAGAUUGAAGCGACUCAACAACCAGAAGUUACAAGAUUAUUUAGUUUUUUACAAAUUAUGACUGCGAUUUUUGGAAGUUUUGCACAUGGUGGUAAUGAUGUAAGCAAUGCCAUUGGUCCAUUAAUAGCUCUAUGGUUGAUAUACACCGAAGGGACUGUAGAACAAAAAUCAGAAACACCGAUAUUUAUUUUACUGUAUGGAGGACUUGGUAUUACAGCUGGUUUAUGGAUUUUGGGACGCCGUGUUAUCCAAACUGUUGGUACUGAUUUAACAAAAAUUACUCCAACAACUGGAUUUUCUAUUGAACUAGGUUCAGCGUUCACAGUAUUAUUAGCAAGUAAAAUUGGCAUUCCAAUAUCAACGACACACUGUAAAGUUGGAUCAGUUGUUUUUGUUGGUAUGGCGAGUGCAGUUACUACAAAAGUCGGAUCACCGACGAAAGUUGUUGAUAUGGGAUUAUUUAGGAACAUAAUAUACGCUUGGAUAAUAACAGUUCCCAUGACGGCUGCAUUAUCAGCAGGUUGUAUGGUCGCACUAAGAAGUAUAGCUUAUUCGUUUUAAAAA